GCGCAUUGCCCGGGGCGGGGCGGCCUAGCGGCUGCGCACUGGGUGCUCUGGGUCCCGAUACAAGAUGGUGGCGGAGGGGAGGGCGCGGCGGAGGCGGGACGGUAGCAGGAAGCGGACCGCUCUCCGGUGCCCCCAGCCCCCGGCCUCACACGCAGCGCCCGCGGCGGGCCAGGCGCGCCCCCGCCCGCUGUGAAGAUGCGGCCGCAGCCCCGCGCAGCGCACGGCGUCGCUGGAGAGGAGCGAGAGGCCCGCGAGCCGACCCGCAAUUGUAAGUAACUGGGCGGCGCCCACGGAGCCCCGUGCGCACGGACCGUGCCCGGCGCGCGGCAGCGGCAGCGGCAGCGGGAGCGGGAGCGGGCCCUGCUGCGCUGCGUGUCCUGCCCGGCAAGGGAUCUCCAGCCCCGCCAGCGCGCCGCUGGGGAUCGCGUCUCCGCGGCAGCCGAAGCGCCCCGGCUCGGCCUGGACCAGCGGCAGCUGCAGCGCGCCCCGCGGCGCACACGCCUCUUGAUGUAACAGGCGCUCUCAGCCUGCGCGUUAGGCUGGUGUCAUUUCUGUUUGAUGCUCAUUGCAUGUGCUGAGAAAUGGCCAAUGAGAAUCACGGCAGCCCUGGGGAGGAAGCUUCUCUGAUGAGUCACUCACCUGGUACCUCUAAUCAGAACCAGCCCAGCUCCCCGAAACCCAUCCGACUGGUACAGGACCUGCCAGAUGAGCUGGUGCAGGCUGGCUGGGAGAAGUGCUGGAGCAAACGGGAGAAUCGCCCUUACUACUUCAACCGUUUCACCAACCAGUCGCUGUGGGAGAUGCCUGUCCUGGGACAGCAUGAUGUCAUUUCGGAUCCUCUGGGAUUGAAUGCCGCUCCAAUGCCUGCGGAAGGAGGAGUGGUGGAAACCACUCCGGAGAGCAAGCCAAGGAAGAGGAGACUCUCUGAGGAAGUUCAGCCCAGUGGUAAUAGCGUGAAGAAAGCUAGGGUUGAUGUUCCAGGAAACCCUACUGUGCAGCCAGUCCCCAGUUUUCCCAGUAUUCCAGGAACCCCUAUUUUAAAGAUAUGUGGUAUUACACCUGAAGAUAAACAACAGGCAGCUCUUUUACGACCAACUGAAGUAUACUGGGACCUGGAUAUCCAAACAAACGCAGUGAUUAAGCAGAGGGCACCAUCUGAAGUGUUGCCUCUGCACCCCGAGGUGGAGGUGCUUCGAUCCCAGCUUAUGCUGAAGCUACGGCAGCAUUACCGGGAGCUCUGCCAGCAGCGAGAGGGGAUUGACCCUCCACGGGAAUCCUUUAAUCGCUGGAUGUUGGAGCGGAAGGUAGUGGAUAAAGGGACAGACCCUCUGUUACCAAGCAACUGUGAGCCAGUAGUCUCUCCUUCCAUGUUUAGAGAAAUCAUGAAUGACAUUCCCAUCAGAUUAUCCCGAAUCAAGUUCCGUGAGGAAGCCAAGCGACUCCUAUUCAAAUAUGCCGAGGCUGCAAAACGGCUUAUUGAAUCCAGGAGUGCAUCACCAGACAGUAGGAAAGUUGUGAAAUGGAAUGUGGAGGACACCUUCAGCUGGCUGCGACGGGACCAUUCAGCCUCUAAGGAGGACUACAUGGACCGCCUAGAGCACUUACGUAAGCAGUGUGGGCCCCAUGUGUCUGCUGCAGCCAAGGACUCUGUUGAAGGCAUUUGCAGUAAGAUUUACCACAUAUCGCUCGAAUAUGUCAAGCGGAUCCGGGAAAAGCAUCUUGCCAUCCUCAAGGAGCACAAUAUAUCCGCCGAGGUAGAAGCACCGGAGGUCCAGGAUCGGCUUGUAUACUGUUACCCAGUGAGACUGGCCAUCUCUUCCCUACCAGUCCCCAAUGUAGAAAUGCACGUGGAGAACAAUGUCGCAUGUGUUCGGUACAAGGGGGAGAUGGUGAAAGUGAGCCGCAGCUACUUCAGCAAGCUGUGGCUUCUCUAUCGGUACAGUUGCAUUGAUGACUCUGGCUGUGAGAGGUUUCUGCCCAGGGUUUGGUGCCUUCUCCGUCGAUACCAGAUGAUGUUUGGUGUUGGUCUGUAUGAAGGAACUGGCCUGCAGGGGGCACUCCCGGUGCAUGUCUUUGAAGCCCUCCACAAGCUCUUUGGAGUGAGUUUUGAAUGCUUUGCCUCGCCCCUGAACUGCUAUUUUAAACAGUACUGUUCGGCCUUCCUGGACACAGAUGGGUAUUUUGGAUCCAGGGGCCCAUUCCUGGAUUUCUUUCCCAUAAGUGGCUCUUUUGAGGCAAAUCCUCCGUUCUGUGAGGAACUGAUGGACGCCAUGGUCUCUCACUUUGAGAAACUGCUGGAGAGCUCCAAUGAGCCCCUCUCCUUCAUUGUCUUCAUCCCUGAGUGGAGGGAUCCUCCGACACCAGCCCUGACCCGCAUGGAGCAGAGCAAGUUCAAGCGGCACCAGCUCAUCCUGCCAGCCUUCGAUCAUGAAUACCGCAGCGGGUCUCAGCAUAUCUGCAAAAAAGAGGAGAUGUACUACAAAGCCGUGCACAACACUGCUGUCAUCUUCCUACAAAACAACGCAGGCUUCACCAAGUGGGAGCCCACGCCAGAGCGGCUGCAGGAGCUCGUCACAGCCUAUAAGCACUCGGGACGGACCCUCAGUUCCACAGGUUCCUCCUCCUCCUCCUCCUCCUCCUCUUCCUCUUCCACUUCCACUUCUUCCUCAACAGCAGAUAAAGAUCGGGAGACGGGCCGAGAGCAAAGCACCAGCCGGGAGACCAAUGCCAAUUAAUCUGCAGAGGGCAGUGUGCGGGGACAGACGGCAGGGGGCAAAGGUAACCGUGCUCCAGAGGAGGGAAGGUUUGAUGUGGCAGGUGGAGAGACUGCUGUCUGAGUAGCGCCAGACCUGGGGGACUCUCUCCAGGCAGCUCCACACUGCUUGCUUUCCUCUGUAAACCUGCAAGGCCACUUCCCUCACCAGAGUCCAGGGAGAUUCCCUCGCCUUACGCUCUGGGGGAAGAAAACUGGCUGCUGCCCUAGACGAGGGGCAAUGAAGCCAAACAUCCGUCGCAGUCAUAGGAAGAGUCUGCAGUCCCUUCAAACACUAAAGCUCUGAGGAAGAGGCAGCUGGAGCUGGGACGGCUGCACAGGUGAUGGACGGACGGACGGACAGACGGACUGACAGAGCUGUGGCCUAGAAGGUCCCUGGCAGCUGGCUGAAGCCUGACAUUUCCAAGAGAGAAGCAGGCAGGGUCCAGAGGCUCUUCCUGCUGGCCUGACACCAGCCCAGCUCCGUGUCCAUAGUGUAAAUAGUUCUGUCCGUGGUGACCAUGCUCCCUGCAGGGUUUGUUUCCGUAGCAUCCAUGUUUCCUUUCCACAUGUGCGAGUUCCGUGUUUGCUGAAGCUGUUUACCAUAUAAAAGAAAAGCAGAGAAAAGGAAUUUCUUUUAGUGUGUAAAAACGUCUUUGCAGCUGUUUUGUAGUCGUUGUGGUUUUUACCCGGAGCCCUCUGGGCUUUAUUUAACCUCCUUGGGUUUUGUUUUUUAAGGAUUAAUUUAACACCGCUAACCAUUUAUUACUUUUAUCAAAGAAAGCAAGGUAAAGUCUAUUUUUGAUUUUUGUUUCCUAGUUCUUAGGGACAUUAAAAGCCAGCAUUACAGCUCC
Dermochelys coriacea (leatherback sea turtle) is the source of this 3606-nucleotide messenger RNA. It is a transcript of the gene PCIF1, whose product is annotated as phosphorylated CTD interacting factor 1. The transcript has 17 exons. Lineage: Eukaryota; Metazoa; Chordata; Testudines; Dermochelyidae. The record is from RefSeq and is a predicted model, not a curated record. Gene Ontology annotation, molecular function: mRNA (2'-O-methyladenosine-N6-)-methyltransferase activity; RNA polymerase II C-terminal domain binding. Gene Ontology annotation, cellular component: nucleus. Bases 582 to 2735 code for a protein of 717 amino acids.